GUAAACUUCGGGUUUACUUUUUCUGUGCUUUGUGAAAAAAUCAGCUUUAAAACUUUAUAAAUCGAGUGAAAUUUGUUUUCAAGUGUAAAAACGGGGCCGAUAUGUUCCGCCUGCUGGUUGCCGGCAGCGAAUCGCUGAUUCGUGGCUGUUCAGCGCUGCAACCCCUGCGAACGCUUGCGAGCUCCAGCGCUUCACGAAACACCGCAUGCUUUAUCAGCAGUCAUCGCCGGCUGGGAGAUCCGUCGACGAAUGUUAAUAGACAGCUGCUUCAACCCAUUCUUCCGGCGUUGCAUAACUCUAGAGGAACCAGCUUCUUCAAUAAAUUGCCAGCGCAGGAGAUCUGGAAGGGUGUCAUCUCGGUCAGUAAUGCCGGUAAGAAGCGAGGACGAGGAAAGGGGUCCGGACGCAUCACUCCGAAGGAUUUGAAUAAGGGCCAAAUUAUCGGUUUCGGUAAGGCAAACAUUGUGUGGCCCGGCCUGUCUGCGCCGAUAAUCCGAGGACGCGAGUUAGUGAAGCAGCAACAGCUCCCGGAAGACAAGGAACGAGAGGCCAAACUGAAAAAGAUUCGCGAUGAGAUGGUCAAUUUUAAGCGAUUGAAGCUGAGUCCACUGGAGCGAGGUUGGUCUGGUUCUAAAAUGCCGGGGCGAAGCAUCGGUCCCCCGGAUGCCAUUGGAGAGGAUCGGUUUGAAGGAUUUGAAACAACGGUUUUGGAACUGAAAACCGUAGUCAACAUGAAAGGUAAUCUUGGCCGGAAGAGACGUGUAUCUGCGAUGACCAUCACUGGAAAUGGCAACGGUUUGGCUGGCAUCGGAUUCGGCAAGGCCAUCGACAUAAGGGCUGCGUUGAAAAAGGCGAAAAAUCGCGCCGGCCAGAAGCUGAUGUACUUUGAGCUGUGCAACGGUCAUACAGUUUUCCACGACUUUUACUGUGCCUUUGGGGCGACAAAAAUGUUCGUAGAGCGUAAACCGGAAGGCUACGGCUUGAGAUGCCAUCGGGCGAUUAAAUCGGUUUGUGAAGUGCUAGGAAUCAAGGAUCUCCGCGCCAAGUGUGAGGGUUCUACAAAUGUGCAGCAUGUGGUCAAGGCUUUCUUCAUUGGAUUGCUGCAGCAGAAAAAUCAUCAACAAAUUGCUGAAGAAAAAGGUUUGCAUGUCGUUGAACUUCGCCCAGAAAACGGGAAGUUCCCGAAGGUGGUGGCAAGUCCGACCACAUGUCGAAAAGAGGAAGAUUUGGAGAAUAACGAAAUCUUGGACUAUACACAAUAUUGCAUGGAUGGCAAGAUUCAGCUUAAAAGGAAGAAGUUUCCACCAUUCUACACGAAGGAGCGCUCUUAUGAGAUAUACCUGAAAAAGCGAGAGUAUCUACGCAAUCAAGACAAGGUGCGAUUAAGGUUGCUAGCAGAGACAGGGGAAGUCCGUAGUUUCCUAACGGAAAAGUAUCCGGAGUGCAAAAUGGGACCGGCUCCGAAGGAAGAGUAGAUAUUGUAACAGCAGAUAUGUAACUUUGAAUAUAUCUUAUCAAAUGGAAA
Armigeres subalbatus is the source of this 1525-nucleotide messenger RNA. It is a transcript of the gene mRpS5, whose product is annotated as small ribosomal subunit protein uS5m. Gene Ontology annotation, biological process: translation. Gene Ontology annotation, cellular component: ribosome. The record is from RefSeq and is a predicted model, not a curated record. Bases 102 to 1475 code for a protein of 457 amino acids. Lineage: Eukaryota; Metazoa; Arthropoda; Insecta; Diptera; Culicidae. Gene Ontology annotation, molecular function: RNA binding; structural constituent of ribosome. The transcript is spliced from 2 exons.